Messenger RNA from Notolabrus celidotus (New Zealand spotty), 4739 nucleotides. Its product is annotated as C2 domain-containing protein 2. NCBI's taxonomy places the organism in Eukaryota, Metazoa, Chordata, Actinopteri, Labriformes, Labridae. The coding region runs from base 842 to 2851 and encodes 669 amino acids. The transcript is spliced from 13 exons. The record is from RefSeq and is a predicted model, not a curated record.
ACAUGAAUGCCACGAGAUCGAAAAUUGACUUUCUACGGCAAGUGGUUGAGUUCAAAACAACCGUUUCAAGUAAUAUUUUUAAUGUUCUGUUAUAUCAGUGGGAUAUUCCUUGUCUAUUAUGAAACAGAACAUUACUUCUGAAGAACCCCUCCACUAAGGAUCAUAUUUCAGCCUCUGUUGGAGAGUUUCGUCAAGGUUUGCGUAACCAACUACCGACAACAAACUAUCGCCUUCGUCGCGGUGCAUUCUGGGAGAUACAGUUUGUGCCACAUAUCCGUUUCCAGAAGGCAACUUUGUACAGUCAGAGUGAGCCGCGAGCCAAGUCCAGCGGCAAGGACUGCACUCUCCACUUCCAGGAUGUCUUCCCGGGACUCUUAUUCAACAUACUGGAUAUCAAUUGACGGAGUUUAACCGCAGACGCUGGAAAUAUUUAAUUUGGGAAACUUUGGCGGCUCCGUAGGUAAUGAGGAACAGCUAGUUAAGCGAACCGUGGCGAAGAUUAGCUCACUAAGCUAACAGGCAUAUUCAAUGAGGGGAGGAGGGUGCCCUGCUCUGCAGGUUCAUUUGAAGCAGGAGGUUACCUUGGAUUUUUGACAAUGGUUUAAGUCCCUUUUACCAACUUUUGUAACAUGAUACGUAUGGCUCGUAAAAGCUGCAGUGGGGACCUGCAUCAUGGAUAAAAACAAACAUAGUUUGGAUUGGGGGUUGAGAUCUGUGCAAAUAUCUGCUGUGGUAGAUUGCUUUUAUUAAUUUAGCCGUGCCCUGAACGAAUACAUACUAUGAGGUAGCCAGGUGAUUUCUCAGAGGAGGUGUGUAAAGCUGUGAUCAUCAUCUGCAAAGAAUGUCUGACUUGGAAAGUUCAUAUUUCGGUGUGGAGGAUCCGCAGUGGCUGUGCAUGGUCACGCUUUUCAUUGCAUCCCUCGUCACUUUAGUGCUGUACUUCGUGCAGUAUUUCCAGCAAAGUGGGGUCGGAAAUAAGCAGAGAGCGGCAGAGGACAAUGCGGCGCAGGAGGAAGCCGCCUCUCUGCUGGGAUGGGCGCUGUCACUGAAAAGCUGGAAGAGUGAGUGGAGAGGAGCCUGGUGCAGGGCUCUGAAUGACGAGUCGAGGAAACGUGGGGGUCCCGUUGUGUUGACGUUUAAAGAAGAUGAUGUGGAAGCUUCAGAGCUCGUCGUCAGCAAAGUGUCCAGCUUUCAGAAGUCUGCCAGGAACAAGGCCGCUUCCUGCAGUGCUGUCGGGGAGCAGCUGCAGUUCUCUGUCAGCACAGUACCGACGUCCUCGCCUCUGUCAGAUCCUCAUAAAUACACAGUGUGUAUAUCUCCACUGGAGCUGCAGCUUGAUCUGCAGAUGCAAGAAGCUGAAGAUGAGGUUAAGGUGAGCUGGGGCGUCGCUCACUUGGAGACUGGAGAGCUGCAAGUUACGCCUAACUUCACCCAGGACAAUGCAGACACUCUGAGUGUAGCAGCGAUAAAGGAGCAGUUGAAGCAGCUGUUGUGUGCGUCGCGUCCUUCUGUGCUGCUGAGCUGCAGGACUGCUCAGACCUCAGAGGUCCAGGCGCUGCGCAACAAUGUGGUUUCACCUCCCAAACCUCCCCGAGCCCACGACUGGAAGCUGCUGGUGAAGAACAUCCGAGUGACACUGAAUCAGGAGGACGAUGCUGCAGGCAGCGUAAAUCCUCUGUGUGUGCUGAAGUUGGAUGAUCCUCCACAGAAGUUUAACACCUCAGUUUUAAAGAACACAACCAAUCCUGCCUGGGACCAGCCCUUUAUUUUUGAACUAAAUGGACUUUCGAAAGAGCUCAACAUUCAGCUGCUGAAUGACGGGCAACCUCAAGAGAAUUCCUUACUUGGUCAGGUGUCAGUGCCUUUUGAUCUCGUAAAGAAGCAGCCCAAAGGACAGCAAACAUUUGCACUUAUGACCAAAGACACAGUGACUGGAUCACUUACUACUGACUUUACCUACCUGGAGCCCAGUGAGGUGAGGUCCUGGCACCCUCCCACCCCAGUCUCCAAUAAGAGGGUGGAGAUGGACCGUACAGUCAUGCCCUGUGGCACAGUGGUCACCACCAUCACUGCUGUAAAGAGCAAGCCGGGUCGACCGCUCCCUCCUGGACUCAACAUAGAUCCUGCCAUUAAAGCGGUAACCAUCAAGCCGAAGUUGUCUGGCCGUCGUGUUUCAGAGCAGCCGUCUGUGCUGGGGCCCACGGUCAGUAAAGCUCUCUCCUCCUCUGACACUGAGCUGCUGAUGCUUAACGGCACCGACCCUGUAGCCGAGGCUGCUAUCAGACAACUACACCAAUCUGCCAAACUGAAGCUCAAGUCCCCGGUGAAGAAGAGCACCAUCAUCAUCUCUGGCAUCGCAAAAACGCCGUUGUCUCAGGACGAUGAGCUGGCUCUGAUGGCGGGUUACGCUGCAGCGAUGGACGCCUCGAUGUCAGAGGGCAGCUCCACUCAGGACGUGACCACAGCGAUUGCAACGGGGACCAGCAGCCCUCCUGACGAGUCUGAGCCUCAGGAGGGUCCAAGUGGAAUCGGCCGGCCUCCAGACGACUGGGAGAGUCAAACAGGAGAGGAGCUGGACCACACCUCAUUGUCCAUGUGCAUGUCUGAGGCCAGCUGCAAGAAGAGGAGAGGCAGCUUCCUGCAGAAGAGUGCCAAGCUCUUCUUCCGGCGGCGUCACCAGCGCAAGGAGCCGGGGAUGAGCCAAUCACACAACGACCUGGUCUACCUGGAGUCUCCGGCUGCAGUGGAGCGAGCCAGCCGAACAGCCACGAUCAGCCGCAUGCUCAGCCGCAAGAGCAAGAAUAAGAGCAAAGCUAACGGCUCUACCUCCACAGGGGAGCCACACGCGUGAAACCCCCCCUCCUACAGCAGCUACCAUUACCACCUCCACCUCAUACAUGCACUGGCAAAACCCCCAGCUAACCUACUCCCCCUACUGCCUGGCCUGCACACUGCAGCUCCUGCAUUGUGAAUGGGAAAGCUGUGCAGAUGGAAAAUGAUCCUCCUUUACUGCCGUUUCCUUCCACCUGAAGGAAGUGUGUGCAUGUGUGGAGGGAGAUCUCCUGCCAUGGAAUCGAAGGCAUUUCAGAGGAUAUUAUAUAGCAUGUUUUCUUUUAUUUGAUUUUAUGCAACAUUUUGAACUUGAAUUGCUUUUGUGGCCUUGUUACCAACAGAAGAGACUGUUGGAGUGGGCUUUAAACUCUUCACCUCACUCACUCUGAGCGUGAAGAGUAAACUCUCCCUGCUGUAAACCGUACGUUUGCUUACGGUGGACCAACGGGACCAAAGAUGAAGAUAGAGUGGUGUUUGUAUGAUUUGCACAAUUGUAGUACCUUUAAUUUAAAGUGCAAUGACAGGAGCUACUCUUGUGAUAGAGAUUAAAACAAUGUUCACAAAGGGAGAUGAUCUUCUCACUGCAAGUGGGAGAUAGUAAUAAGACUACUUUUUUGACACUAAUACUAUGAAGUAUAGUAUUUAUAUCAAUUCAUUUGAAAUGCUUCUAAUUUUAAUCCUGAUUAAAUGAGAUCAGAGCUACAGCUGUAUGUAAAGUGCAUAAAAAUGCUGUAAUGUCAGCCUUAUGUCUAACAAAGUUAUCAGAACCAGUCAUGCUAGCCCACAUUUAACAGAAGUUAACACCCAUCCAGAAAGAAGACAGAAGUAGUGACACUGUGGCUAAAAGUUCAGCUAUAUGUGAGCGUUUUAUGUUUACGUUUCUCUGCAGUGUUUUCAACAAAUAUGCAACUUUCUUCUUUGUCUUCCUUCCUGUGCUCUACUGUUCUCAGCAGGGUUGUAAGUGUGUCAAAGGGAACUGAAUUAACCUUUUUUAAUCCAGGGACUGUGAUGUUACACUCGGCCAUACUCGUUGCUUUACGCACUGAUGAUAAAUGUUCUGUAUGCCCAUUGUCAACCCUGCAGAUCUCCAGUCUUUUCUUCUAUGUUUUUAUGUUUUUAAAAAGAAAUGUAGCUUUGAACACGUGAACAAGACAAAGUCUGAACACAUUUGGGAGCAAACAGACAGUUCCGGCUGCUUUUUUUUAAUCCAGCUAAUGAUUGUAUUUUGUUAUUUUUUAAGCAGCUCGUCUGUUCAUCAUUUUAACUACUGUUUCUUCAGUGAGAGAGUUGAUGCUUCAUAGUGACAUUCAGAUUGCCUUACAGUCAUUCUGAGGAUGUCAGCAGCGAUUUUGUUCAUUGACUUGACGUGACUUUUGGUUCCUGAGGCUCCUGAAAAGAUGGUCACUGUGUUCCUGCAACAUCCGCAAUGUCUAUAAUCUAGAAGCCUAUGCACAUAACAUAUCUGUUAACAGAGUGUUUACAUUGUGAGACUAUCAGUAAUAAAAACUCUCACUUGCUGUUCAUGGCAACACUCUUCCAACAUCAUUGUUUGUUUUAACAAAACAUUUAAAUAGGAAGAAAAUCCUGUGACAGUUCAGCCAGGAUCACCUUUAAACUUUGAGAAAUGGAGGGGAAAACGGGUUCUUUUAAUCACUCUCAGUGUCAGACUCAUUACUUAUUAUGGCAGCCUGCAGGCAUCAGUUACUGUAUUGCAUUUAGUGAGCAGUAGGGCUGUCUGUGAUUAAUAAACUUCUUCCUGAUGUAUUUUUUUAUUGCCAUCUGCUAUGUGCACAGAAACUGACUGACCAUUUGUUGCAGGAUGGUCGUCAUUUCCCUGCAGGGAUUGUAACUAAUGAACAUAUCGACAUAUUUCAUUUUCAGCAAUAAAGUAUUGAUUGAUUAACUGA